AUUAACUCUCUUCCCAUAAAAAUUUUUGGGUGCACAGUUUUUAUUACCAAUCCUGACAGAACUGCAAGUAAAUUUGACCCUAAGGGAAAAAAAUGUGUUUUCUUAGGACUCUCUUCAACUCAGAAAGGCUAUAAAUGUUUUGACCCUAUAACAAAAAAGAUGUUUAUAACUAUGAACACUGUUUUUGUAGAAGAUCAACCUUUUUUUGGUACUCAUCUUCAGGGGGAGAUUCCUAAUGAAGAUGGUAAUAAUGUAUCACAUAUCCUUGAAAAACUAGAACCUCUUGACAUUAAUCUAGAUGCACAGUAUAAUAGACAGUUAGAUGCACUAGAAAAUAGUCAAGAGUCAAAAGAAAAUGAAAAACUUUUUUCUGAAACAAGGAAAGAUGAUGAACAGCAGAUAAGUAAGUUUUUUGGCAAGGUUUAUGAAAGGAAAGUUCCAAAUCACAGAAUAGAGGACAUCCCUGAUCCUGCCACUGUCAAUGAAUCUGACUCAAUGCCAGAAAAUGACAAAGGUAAUAAUUUCAGUGAUCUAAAUCUACCCAUUGCUCUCAGAAAAGAAAAAAGGUCAUGUGUUAAAUACCCUAUCUCAAAC
Molecule: messenger RNA, 594 nt
Organism: Cuscuta europaea
Lineage: Eukaryota; Viridiplantae; Streptophyta; Magnoliopsida; Solanales; Convolvulaceae
Source: the annotation of a GenBank genome assembly